This is a messenger RNA of Hordeum vulgare subsp. vulgare (domesticated barley), 3721 nucleotides long. RefSeq names its product disease resistance protein RGA5-like. The coding region runs from base 383 to 3664 and encodes 1093 amino acids. The transcript has 4 exons. Gene Ontology annotation, cellular component: nucleus. Gene Ontology annotation, molecular function: ADP binding; DNA-binding transcription factor activity. The record is from RefSeq and is a predicted model, not a curated record. NCBI's taxonomy places the organism in Eukaryota, Viridiplantae, Streptophyta, Magnoliopsida, Poales, Poaceae.
AAGGAGAGAGAGAUGGAGGGAGGGAGGAAAACAAAAACCUACCGUCCACAGUCUCCGCCGCCGCCGCCGCGCCCUCCGUUUGCUGCCAUGGGUUGGGGCGCCGAUAAGGGGCAGCUGGACCGUGAGCUGGGUGGAGCGGCGGCCGCUGCGCCAGAUCGACCGGGGAUGCCGCCCAAUCCGACCGAGCCGGAGGCGGCCGCAGCGUCGGCGCCGACCAAGAAGAAGUGGACCCUCCCCGGGAAGCGAGGCGAGAGCGCAGGCUUGGGGUUUUGGGGGUGGUUGGUACAGCUCGCGCGAGCUUUGUUGGUCUGACGGUGGUCGGUUUCCGUGUGCUUGUGCAGAUGAGGACGUGGAGGUGGUCGCGCUGUCGCCGGGGACGCUCAUGGCGAGCAACAGCCGCUUCAUCUGCGAGGUGUGCGGCCAGGGAUUCCAGAGGGACCAGAACCUGCAGCUGCACCGCCGGGGGCACAACCUUCCGUGGCGGCUGCGGCAGCGCGGCCCCGGGGCGGCGCCGCCGCUCCGGAGGGUCUACGUCUGCCCGGAGCCCGGCUGCGUGCACCACUCCCCUGCCCACGCGCUCGGGGACCUCAUGGGUAUCAAGAAGCACUUUUGCCGCAAGCACGGCGAGAAGCGAUGGGCCUGCCCACGCUGCGGCAAGCGCUACGCCGUCCAGGCCGACCUCAAGGGACAUGCCAAGAUCUGCAGCACCCGCGAGUAUCGCUGUGACUGCGGCACACUCUUCACCAGGAGAGACAGUUUCGUGACACACCGCGCGUUCUGUGAUGCUCUCGUGGACGUGGACAAGACCGCUGGCAGUGUGCUUACGGUUGAGGAGAAUGUGGACAAGGAUGAAAGUGAGACAUCUGCCGUGGACAAGGAUGAAAGUGAGACUUCUGCCGUAGCCAAGGUGGAUGAGCCACAGCCACAGCCGAUCCUGCCACAGGUGCAGCAGCCAGAUUUGGAUGAGCAAUCUAUGGAGGUUCCGGUGUGCGCUCUGGCGGACGCCAUGUUCAGGCUUCCCGCAAAGCUCGACAGGCUACUGGCCAGCCACGGCCACAAUCUGCCCCGGGGCGCCAAGGAAGAGAUACCUCUCAUCAAGCAAGAUCUGCAGGAGACGGUGGCGUCUGUCCAAGAGUACGAUGACUCGGGAGGGGACGGCCGUUCUAUGAUGGCCAAGUGCCUGACCAAGGAGGUGCGUGAGCUGUCGUACGACAUGGAGGACACCGCCGACCAGUACGAGCAUGCUGCCUGCAUAAGGAAAGGCAUAGCUCCUCGCCGUAAGAAGUACAAGGUCAGUCGUCGUAGGAGUAAGGCCACAUCGGGGCUUCAGGAGAAGCUCAAGUGGCGCCUAUGGAUGGCCAACAAGAUCAGGGAGCUCAGCUUGCGCUCGCAGGAGGCGCUUCGGCGGUGCAGCUUGUUUAACCACCUUGGUAGCAAUGUCAUCACUGAUCUUGCCAUUGGUGGCACCAGCAACAAUGCUUGUCCUAGACGUGUUGUGUCUUUCGGCUCUUGGCACCCCAUGCCGUAUGUCUGUAUGGAUGAACAUGUGAAUAAGCUUGAAUCAUUGCUGGGUAAGGAUGGAGAGCAGAAACUCAAGGUGGUGUGCCUGGUUGGAUCUGGAGGGAUUGGUAAGACCACACUUGCUAAAGAGCUAUACCGUAGAAUCAAAGGGCAAUUUGAGUGUCAGGCAUUUGUGCGGACGUCCCGAAAGCCUGAUGUUAGGAGUCUUCUCAGCAGCAUGCUCUCACAGAUUCAGCCACACCACUCCACUCACAAUUGGAAGGUGCAUAGCCUCAUUGCUGAUAUCAGGACACAUCUCCAAGAUAAGAGGUACUUGAUAGUGAUAGAUGAUGUAUGGGCUACACAAACAUGGGAUAUCAUUGUCAAUGCUUUGCCGGAUGGUAAUCUUUGCAGUGGAAUACUAAUGACGACUGAAGUCGAUGAUGUAGCUCUGAAAUGUUGUGGUUAUGAGCCUAAGUAUGUUCAUACCAUGAAACCUCUUGGUCACGAUGAUUCUAGUAAAUUAUUUUUCAGCACGGCUUUUGGCGCACAGCAUGAUUGUCCUCCAGAACUCAGUGAAGUUGCAAACAACAUUAUAAGGAAAUGUGAUGGCUUGCCACUAGCAGUGGUUACUGUUGCCGGUCUCUUAGUAAACCAAGGCAAACCAGAGCAAUGGGAUUAUGUGAAUAAAUCCUUAGGCUAUGGUUUGAGGACAAAUCCUAACUCGGAAGGGAUGAAACAAGUACUGAACCUUAGUUACAACAAUCUUCCGCAGCAUUUGAAGGCAUGUAUGAUGUAUCUCAGUAUAUAUGAAGAGAACUACAUGAUUUGGAAAGAUGACUUGUUAAAGCAAUGGAUAGCUGAAGGGUUAAUCCGUGCAAACGGAGAGAAAGACAUGGAAGAAAUAUCAAGGAUCUGUUUUGAUGAGCUUGUCAAUAGCAGAAUGAUCCAACCUGUACAUAUAAAUGACAACGACGAUGUUUUGUCCUGCACAGUGCAUCACAUGGUCCUUGAUUUUAUUAAACACAAGUCCUUAGAAGAGAAUUUUGUUACAGCGGUUGAUCAUUGUCAGACAACUGCAUGGCUCGCAGACAAGGUUCGUCGACUGUCUCUUCACUUUGGUAAUGCAGAGGCAAUGCCACCAACAAAUAUGAUACUAUCACAGGUCCGUACUCUGGCAUUCUUCGGGGCCAUCAAGUGUUUACCUUCCAUUGUGGAGUUUGGCUUUCUUCAAAUUCUAAUCCUGCAUCUUUGGGGGAAUGAUGAAAGCAUCAGUGUUGAUCUCACUGGAAUAUCUGAGCUUUUUCGGCUGAAAUAUUUGCAUGUCACAUGUAAUGGCACCUUAGAGUUAGAAGUACCACAUAACCAGAUGCGAGGUCUACAAUAUUUGGAGACACUGAAAAUAGAUGCAAGAGUAAGUGCAGUUCCGUUGGAAAUUGUUCACGUGCCUUGCUUAUUGCACCUAAGUCUUCCUGCUGAGACAAAUCUGCCCGAUGGUAUUGGCAGCAUGACAUCACUUUCCACCCUUGGAUAUUUUGAUCUAAGUGUCAACUCAAUAGAUAAUGUGCAGAGUCUUGGUGGACUGACCAAUCUCCGGGAUCUUCGGCUCACAUGUUCUACAGUUCCUUCUUCUUGUUUAGAGGAAAAAAUGGACAAUAUGGGCUUAAUUCUCACGAAACUCAGCAACCUCAGGUCUGUAACUCUGGAGUCUUCAAGUAUUAUGGACAGUAGUGGACCUUCCACCAUUAGCAUUUCUUGUGAUGGCUUGAGCAGCAUUUCCUCUCCUCCGGUGCUUCUUCAGAGAUUUGAGUGGCUGCCGUGCAUUUGCUCCUUCUCCAGCAUCCCCAAGUGGAUUGGACACCUCAACAAGCUCUGCAUUUUAAAGAUUGGGGUUAGGGAACUGACGAGCAAUGAUGUUGAUGUUCUUGGAGGAUUGCCUGCACUAACUGUUUUGUCGUUAUUUGUCCGAGCAAAGCCUGCAGAAAGAAUUGUCUUCACUAAGAUAGGAUUCACGGUUCUCAAGUGCUUUAAGUUCAGGUGCAGUGCACCUUUGCUGGGAUUUGAGGUGGGUGCAAUGCCUAAUCUCUUUUUUUUUUUUUUUUUGAAAAGGAGGAUGAGCCCUCGGCCUCUGCAUCAUGAUGAUGCAUGCAGCCAUUUUAUUUAAUCGCAAAGGUUGAACCGUAGUGCAAGGUACAUAAACAGCCAGAAGUCUACCGAAAAA